AUGUUCCUCUUUUUCGCUUUUCUUGCUAUCCUUGGUGUGGUAAUAGCAAUGCCUCCGUACGGGAGUCCACCAGCUGCCGCUCCACCUCAACAAUAUCCACAGCUCGGUCAACCACAAGCCUAUCCUCUGAAGUACAAGAGAAUGUGGAUUCAACAAGAACCUAGACAUUAUCACCCUCCUUUCUUCUACCAAGGAUACCCUGGCGGAUGGUUCCCUCCUGUAUGGGAUUUCACCCUUUCAAAUCCCUUCUAUACCGGUAGACAUCACCGAAGACAUCGUAGACGUCACAGCAGCAGCGACAGUCGACGCCACAGUGGAAGAAGAUGCAACAGUAGGGACAGCAGAGACUGCUAA
This is a messenger RNA of Necator americanus (New World hookworm), 354 nucleotides long. RefSeq lists its product as uncharacterized. The transcript has 2 exons. Bases 1 to 354 code for a protein of 117 amino acids. Lineage: Eukaryota; Metazoa; Nematoda; Chromadorea; Rhabditida; Ancylostomatidae. The record is from RefSeq and is a predicted model, not a curated record.